GAUAGUGCCGAUGAUAGCACUGCACAGCUAUGAUGCACCCGGACACCACAACGCCAUAACACCCGGACACCAACAACCGGUUCGGGCAACAAAGACAUAAGUGGAAAAUGGCCCGGAGGCUCGAAAUGUAAACAGCACUUCAGCUAAUGUUGACGGUGGUAUUCAGCUGGUAUUCGUCUGAGUGAUCCGAUCGUUGGUACUGAACAUCACGAUGGACUCAUCUGGGCUCAAGGAUACACAAGUCAUCGAAGCAGUAGCAACGAGCAAUGUGUUUGAUGGGACGUCCUUGCCGAUUCUGUCGAGUGCUAAGAUCAAAGACUCUCAGGACUCCCAGAUGAGGAGGCUGAGGGUGCUGGGAUCGCAGGAGGAGAAUCUGCUGGUGGAUUCGUCCUUGGAGGGUGGACGGGUUGAUACACAGCAGCUGUUGGCUCUGGAGCAGACAGUUGAGGCUGUUGAUGACGAUGAUAUUAAGCAGUCUUCGAGUUCCGAUUCGAAGCCGAGUGACGAGGGAACAAGCUCCUCAGCUAUAUUUAAGCAGCUGAAGCUGCCCAAUGCGGAGAGUCCCUGGCUGAAUCGGAUCGCUGAUCCGUUUGAAGACACACCAGCGACUGAUAAGAUAAAGCCAUUGAAGGAGACGCCAAUACACUCGAAGUUCUUGUACGACGAUAAUGAUAACUCUACAACGUCAGUGACACCAGACACCAUAUCUAAGAGAGUGAUAAAUACACCUGGCGACAUUGCCCACAAGGUGUUUGACAGACUUCGACGGAAACAAGCUGAGCCAGAGCUAGAUAUUGACACUCAGCCAGCUGAUGUACCGUCUUUGGCGUAUGACGAUACACAGGACUGUUUGUCCAAUCAGAAUGAGUCCCUGGUUGAUGUGGAUGCUUCCAUUGCAGAAGGUGAUACAGUUGCCGAUUGUGAGGCCAAUUUGACCAACUUGAGUAAUGUUUCACAAGCUGCUUUACAGAUACCAGGGACCGCACCAGAGGAUGACGAGGGUUCUGCUAUGAAUUCUACCUUUAACAAUAGCACUGACGAUAUCAGAGACAACGAAGAGAAUGCCUCUCCAACCCCUAAUAAUAACAAGGACGACAAUAAUAGGAUGUCUUCACCAGUGGUUUCGGAAGAUGAAGAUGGAACUUUCAGCGAUUCUACAAAGGGAAACAAGUCUUCAGGUCACCUGGGAAGCUUUCAAGCUGAGGACAGCUUACAAGUGGUUAGAGCUCGUGAUCAGAUCCACCAUUUGACAAAGAAUGAGUUCUCGAUGAUUGAGACACCUUCGAGGCAAGUACCAGCAAUCAAAGCAAUGGGAUCAUCUACUGUGAGGAAGAGUCAAAAUCCUGAUAUGGUGUUGAACAUAACACAGGAGUUCAGCGAUAUAGACGACGAAAGCAAAGUCAACGCUACUGUGGAAGGCGAAGACCCAACUGUUUUGCAACAGCACGAAGAUGAUGAUGAUGAUGAAGUUAUCAAAAGAGGAAGAAAAGGCAGGAAAAGAGCUUUUGUCAGUGUAUCAUCACAGGAGCCAAAAAGGCUCAAGGAUGACCAGAUCUCAAGCUCUGAACUAUCUGCCCUCACAACAAGGAGUGAAACCAAUGAUGAGGACAUCACAAUGGAGUUGAGGAACGUACCUCAAAGCACACUCGAGCAAGAACCACAGUUGUUCCUGAAGGAGUCUGAUAUAGUCUCACAUAAGAGUGUUUGGUCUCUGUACGAGACCUUUUACUACCCUGGGCUCAUCGUGGGCGAGGACUCUUAUGGUACUAAGGUCAAGUUCAACGAUAGGGUUCAAUAUGUUAGUGGUGUCGUACCUUUGGACAUUAGAAUUGGAGACACCAUACAGUACGACGACAAUCUCUACUCUGUUAUGGCACUGCAACGAGUCUCAGCAUCAGAUGAUGUUAUCAGGUGCAUGAGAGGAUACGAUACUGUUGUUGUAGAACAAGUCAGGAAGAAGAGAAUGAAGAACAAGAAUACCUACAAGAAUAAGAAGACUCCACAGGAAUGGAGAUUUGCUAUACAGGACAUCAAGAUGUCUGUUGAGGAAUGGUCAAAAAUGGAUAGAGUCGGCUCUGAACAGGAACUACAAAGACGUCGUGCCACCAGACAACAUAGCAUAUUGGAUCAAGAGGUAUCGCUUACAGUUCCCGAGCAGACAACGGUCAAGUCUGAGCUAUUCGAUGGCUGUAUCUUCGCCCUAACCAACCUUGACGACUCACUGAAGGCUAUGUUGGAAAAGUUGAUACUGGAGAAUGGUGGCUCAUUGGCUCAAGACGGGUUUGCUUCGCUGAUCGAAUACUCUGAAGAGGAGCAACGAUUAGUUGCUAGAAAUGAUCCAUUUGGCUCUAAGACGUUUGCAGCAUUAAUAACCUCAAGGACUAAUAGAUACCCAAAGUUCCUCGAGUCACUAUCACUUGGAUGGCCUGUGUUAAGCUACGAGUAUCUUCAACAUUGCGCUGCGCAGUCGACUCUGUUGACCAAUCUAAGAAGCUAUCUACUCCCCAGUGGUAAAUCUAAGCAUCUCCAUGAUGUUAUGGUGAGUGCAGAUAUAUCACGAUUUAUCAGAAAUUGGGAGAGUGGCUUAACGUUGGUGCAUCAGCUACAAAAUAACUUGAUUUUGGAAGGGAAAUUGGUGUUGAUGACCGAAAUGGAACCAGAGAUAUCUACUUUUGUAUUCAGGGCACUUGGUGCUCGUGUCCGUCAUGUAAAGCUCAUCAAUGACUCAGAUAUAUUGGAUGAGUGCUGUGAUGAAGAGUACGUUUACCUCUACGCUAAAUCUAUGGCAAGAAUACCCAAGAGUAUCAAAUCUUUUGAAGCAAAGAGAAGGUCUUCACAACCCACCAUCAAUGUACAGCAUGUUGAUUGGGAAUGGCUAGUUCAGUGUAUAAUAAGUGGCUAUCCAUGGGAAUCAAGGGUGCUAAGCAUAUGAUGGGAAUGUACAUGGAUGAAUAGUACUUUUGUUAGUCAUAAAUUA
This is a messenger RNA of Williopsis jadinii, 2977 nucleotides long. RefSeq names its product chromatin-binding protein RAD9 (gene RAD9). The coding region runs from base 212 to 2932 and encodes 906 amino acids. The record is from RefSeq and is a predicted model, not a curated record. The transcript is spliced from 3 exons. NCBI's taxonomy places the organism in Eukaryota, Fungi, Ascomycota, Saccharomycetes, Phaffomycetales, Wickerhamomycetaceae.